GGUGCAGAACUUGCAUGUUAGCCUCCAUUAUCGGUUUACCUCACUCCUCCAAGGUUUCAUGUCUUAUUGGGCCCCAUGUGUCUCUCCCAUUUCUUCCAUAAAUACCCAACACUUCCUCUUCCUUCAUCCCCUUUGCUCUCUCUCUCUCUCUUUCAGUUUUGUUUCAUUUUACAUAUGGCAAUGCUGAAUAUGGCGGAAGAUGGAGUUGGGUUUCAGUGUGAGGUACUAGAGAAUGAUCAUGAGUUCACUGCCACUGAAAUCGAAGAGCUUUUGUCACUCUUUCUAGCCAAUGAUGGGCCCCCGAGUCCCGGUUCCGAUUCGCAGGGUUCGAUGCGAACCAAUGACGACGAGAGGAAGCUGAGGCGGAUGAUAUCAAACCGGGAGUCGGCCCGGCGGUCAAGGUGGAGGAAGAAGAGGCAUUUGGAAGAUCUAACUAAUGAGGUGAACCGGUUGAUGGUCCAGAACCGGGAAUUGAAGGACCGGCUUGGCCGGGUUUUGAACCAUCGCCAUAUGGUUCUGAGAGAAAAUGAUUGGUUGUGGAUGGAGUCCGUGGGUCUUCGGGCCAGACUUUCGGAUCUUUGCCGGAUCUUGGCCGUCAUGCAAUAGUCUUCAAAGAAGUUUACGUAAAAGUAAAAAGGAAAAAAAGGAGAAAAAAAAAAAACUUGCAUAGUACUGAGUUUAAUAAUUGAAAAAGGAAAAAAAAUUACUACAGCCCAAAACGUCCUGUAUUAUAAUUGGAAGUGAAGAAAAUAUUGAGGGUUUUUUUUUUUU
Benincasa hispida (wax gourd) is the source of this 771-nucleotide messenger RNA. NCBI's taxonomy places the organism in Eukaryota, Viridiplantae, Streptophyta, Magnoliopsida, Cucurbitales, Cucurbitaceae. The record is from RefSeq and is a predicted model, not a curated record.